GGAGGCCCAUAUCUCACACGAUACUUGACCUUAACUGAUUCUGUUUGCAUCUCUUGCAAAAUAUAUUCCCUCCUUGACAUCUUCAUGGUUAAACAUCUAAACAAUGUCAUGUUUGUUUAUUUUUUCAAAGAUCUGGGAUGGUACCUACCUCAGCUAAAAUUUUUGUAAACAAACCUUUCCCCCUCUAUUAUAAACUCAGUAUGCACCAUAGAACUUGGUCAUAAAUAAACAUGGAUAGGUCUAGAUUGUUAGGCAACAUCCGGUGGGAGAAAUGUGAUUAUGUGUUAGGGAGUGUGGUGCUACAGUCGGACCUCUUCUUGUAUGGUGAAGUUUGGAGGCUUUUGUUUCCGUAACGAGAUUGCUCAGUUCCUAGGAGACAAUGAUGGAUAAAUGUCAAGUAGCCAGUCUAACCAUGGUCGCAGAACUGAACAAUUAUGUGCUUACAACACACACAACUCCAGUGUUAAUCGACGGCAACCUAUCAAACUACUUGCACCAGGCGUUCCAGUACCUACUGACAGGUCGUGUAAGAGAACAUAUCAAAUCACCUGUAUUCCAGCUCCGAUUUCAGAGUGACAGAGAACGGCCUUGGCGUCCAGAUGAUGAGAGCAUAACAUGUUUGUUUCGGUCUCGGCAGAGCAAACAUCGCCUUCAUCCUUGCAUCGCCCCAGUGCCAGGUAGUGCUGCUGGUGUCAGGACACUGCACCUGUCAAAGAAUGUCUCAGGACGCCUCCUCUGCGGUGGAGUCAAACGUCCUCCAACGCAAAGCCUACUUUUUGCAGAAAAUAAACAGCCAGAACAAAUCUCACAUUCUUACCAUUACUAUUAA
This is a messenger RNA of Pomacea canaliculata, 829 nucleotides long. RefSeq lists its product as uncharacterized. Lineage: Eukaryota; Metazoa; Mollusca; Gastropoda; Architaenioglossa; Ampullariidae. The transcript has 4 exons. The record is from RefSeq and is a predicted model, not a curated record. Bases 380 to 829 code for a protein of 149 amino acids.